AUGUCAAACUUGAGCCAACUCAACGCACAGCAGGUCAGAGACUUUGUCACUACCAAGCACGAUAAACCAUAUCCAGCAAUAGACCCCCUGCAAUCGCCUUUGCCUAAUGAUUACGUCGUCUGUAUCAUCGGAGCCGGAGGUGCUGCUGGUGCGGCAUUAUGCAGGUCAUUCGCAAAAGCCGGAGCGUCUGGCAUUAUCCUAGCGGCGCGAACACAAGCGACCCUGGGAAAAACCGCCGAAGAAGUCACUACUAUCAACAGCUCGACAAAGGUUACCUCAGUCAUAUGCGAUAUCAGUUUAGAGGCCGACGUGGUCAAGAUAGCCAACGCCGUUAAAGAACAAUUUAACGGCAAGCUUGACGCAGUCAUCGUCAAUUGUGGAUUUUCCGGCCCAUUGUCCAAAGCUACAGUCAUUGAGGAAGAUGUUGGCGAUGUUCAAAAAGCCUUUGCGGUUCACUGCACAGGUACUUGGCUUGCCGCCCACCACUUACUCCCCUUUCUACUCGAAAGCAAAGGUAGUUUCAUUGUGAUUAGUUCCAUUUCCGCUCAAGGACUUAAUGGCUUUGGGACAACGUCUCAUUACUGCGCAAGCAAACUGGCACAGGCUCGCAUUGUCGAAAUCAUCCAUGCCCAGUACGCCGAUAAAGGACUCUUCGUCGCUAGUGUACAUCCAGGUGGAAUGAAGAGUGAAUUUUCAAUUGCCGCAUCCAAGGACAUUCAACACUUGUUGAACGAUAGCCCAGAUCUGGUGGGCUCUUUUUGCGUGUGGUUGCUAAAUGAAGAAGGACUGGAGAAGCGUAAAGAGGCCUUAAAUGGGAGAUGGUUAUCUUGUAAAUGGGAUGUUGGCGAGCUGGAAGACAAGUACAAUGCUAUUCAAGAGCGCGAUUUGCUUAGGUUCAGGAUGGCUGUUGAAUAG
Fusarium poae is the source of this 915-nucleotide messenger RNA. RefSeq lists its product as uncharacterized. Lineage: Eukaryota; Fungi; Ascomycota; Sordariomycetes; Hypocreales; Nectriaceae. The transcript is spliced from 2 exons. The coding region runs from base 1 to 915 and encodes 304 amino acids. The record is from RefSeq and is a predicted model, not a curated record.